Messenger RNA from Limulus polyphemus (Atlantic horseshoe crab), 6182 nucleotides. Its product is annotated as protein jagged-1-like. The record is from RefSeq and is a predicted model, not a curated record. NCBI's taxonomy places the organism in Eukaryota, Metazoa, Arthropoda, Merostomata, Xiphosura, Limulidae. Bases 360 to 3731 code for a protein of 1123 amino acids. The transcript has 18 exons. Gene Ontology annotation, molecular function: Notch binding; calcium ion binding. Gene Ontology annotation, biological process: heterophilic cell-cell adhesion; cell communication; establishment or maintenance of epithelial cell apical/basal polarity. Gene Ontology annotation, cellular component: plasma membrane; protein-containing complex.
AGCGGGAAUGUGUGUGGAUACGGCUAUGCCAUAUCUGGUACGUCAGUUCCAAGUUUAACUGUAAGUGAAAGGGCCACUUCUUUUAACCCAGGACAACAAAUCUGCUGUGAGCUUAAGAUGAUAUUACAUUACACUGCUGUGCUAUGAAACAUAAUAAGUUAGCUGUCUUUAUUAACGCUAGAAAUUCUUGACAAUCGCGACCUGUUUCUUAAUUAUCAAAUCACAACGCGUUCUCGUAGGCAGUCUAGCGACUAGCGGUGACCAGAGAACUCACUCGGACUCGUACUGACAGCGAGCGCACUUUUCUAAGUCAGUCGACGUAUGGACGUGGAGUAUGUGCGAUUUGAUCCUCAACUCACAUGCUAGGAUAUCACUAUCUUUGUGCUAAAAUGUUUGCGAUCUUUUUAGUUACUCUUUCCAUCCUUCACGUGCUGGACGCGUCCGGGUCGUUUGAAUUACAGAUUUUAGGAAUACAGAACUCUAGGGGUGAACUACUGAACAGAGCUUGCUGUGGGGGUGAGGCGAGAAAAGAAGAGGAGAUCUGUCCUAGGGAAUGUAACACUUACUUUCGCCUGUGUCUGAAACAGUAUCAAUCACAGAUUACAGCCAAGGGAUCGUGUACAUUCGGCAGCACGUCUUCACCGGUUGCCGUCGGAAAUUCCUUUUCAGUUCACAACGAGCCGGAAAAAGAAGUGGUACUCAAGCUGCCCUUUGAAUUUAGAUGGACGAAAUCAUUCACGUUAAUCCUUGAAGCAGUAGACCACAACAACCGUUCAAAAUCAUCUCGUGACGAAGUGAUCGAAAGACAUAUGUAUUCGGGCAUUAUUACACCCAGCGCAGAGUGGCACCAACUAUCACACCCAGGUACUACAGCUACUAUAAACUAUAGAAUACGUGUGACGUGCGACCCUUACUAUUACAAUUACACGUGCACCAAAUUUUGUCGACCGAGGCACGACCGUUUUGGACACUACACUUGUAGUAAACAAGGAGACAAGAUCUGUUUGGUGGGAUGGAAAGGACCUAACUGUGAAACAGCGGUUUGUAAGGAAGGGUGUCACCCGCAACAUGGAAACUGUGAGAAACCUGGAGAAUGCAAAAGGAACCUUCAUCGUCCAUCACUCCAGCAGCUUGGAACUUCUCUUACUCCACUGGAAGAAACGGGUAGAAAAAAACACAGUGGAGAGUCCGGAAGACACACCAGAGACAGUGCAAUGGUUAUUUCACUGGAACCAUCAGAUGCUGACGAAUGCGUAAAAGAUCCUUGUAUCAACGCUCUCUUGUGUAAGAAUGUGGUUGGAGAUUAUAUCUGUGAAUGCCAACCUGGAUGGAUGGGAAAAAAUUGCGAUCACAACAUUAAUGAUUGUGUUGGUCAAUGUCAAAACGGAGCCACGUGUAUUGAUUUGGUAAGCGACUACCACUGCGCCUGCUUCCCAGGAUUUACAGGAAGGAACUGCCAGACCAACAUUGACGACUGUGCCAGCAACCCCUGUUUGAACGGAGGAGAAUGUGUAGACCUUGUGGCUGCUUUCUCUUGCAUCUGCCCUGUUGGGUAUAAAGGAGCGAGGUGCGAGAUCGAUGACGAUUUUUGUAAUCCCAAUCCCUGUGAAAAUGGAGCGUCCUGUUUCAACAUGCAUAGGGAUUACUAUUGCCAUUGUUCUGCUGAAUAUCACGGAAAAAACUGCUCCCAACCAAGACCCAAGUGUACUUCUCCUCCUUGUGAAGCUUAUGACGGUUGUAUGGUGCCUAUUUCUACUAACACUUCCAGUGGAAAACAGCGACUUAGCGGUUCAAAUGUCUGUGGAGAUCAUGGCAAGUGUAUCAGUGAACCACUAGGGGGAUUCACAUGCGUCUGUGAUCCAGGCUAUACUGGCAGAUAUUGUCAUGAAAAUAUAAACGACUGUGUUUCCAACCCUUGCAAACAUGGUGGUACCUGUGUGGACAAAAUAAACUCAUUCCUAUGUGUUUGUAAAGAAGGCUGGGAAGGACCUUUUUGUAAUACGAAUAAGAACGAUUGUGAACCGAAUCCCUGUCAUAACAAUGGAACAUGCAUCGACUCAAUCGCGGACUUUAUUUGUGAAUGUAGACAUGGGUGGAAGGGGAAAACUUGCAACUUUAGACACAGUCAUUGUGCUGUCAAUCCCUGCGCCAAUGGAGGAACAUGUACAGAUCUAGGAGACAACUUUGUAUGUCAAUGCCCACGUGGGUUUGAAGGCCACACAUGUCAGAUAGCUAAUAAUCCCAGUUGUCUCUCCAGUCCAUGCCAAAAUGGUGGCACCUGUAUAAGCGUAAGCAUGGGAUCAGGGUUUUCCUGUGUAUGCAAAGAAGGUUAUGAAGGCAUAUUAUGUCAAAAUAAUAUUGAUGAUUGUAACCCCAACCCUUGCUACAAUAAUGGAAGAUGUGUGGAUGGCAUAAACUGGUUUCGAUGUGAAUGUGCCAAAGGUUUUGCUGGACCAGAUUGUCGUAUUAACAUUGAUGACUGUGCUUCCUCUCCUUGUGCGGAGGGAAGCACCUGCAGAGAUGGUAUUGCUGACUUUCAAUGUAUCUGUCCACCUGGUCAGACAGGAAGAUUUUGUAACAUAGAGGUAGGGAAGAGACAGUGUGAAUGGAAUGGAUUUAUAUACAAUCAUGGCGCUACAUGGGAUGAAGAUUGUAACACAUGUCUCUGUCAUGACACUGAAGUCACCUGCACCAAGUUUUGGUGUGGCUUUCAAAAUUGCUUGGCUGACCCAAACUCAACAGGGGAAAAGAUUCAUUGUCCUCAGGGACAGGAGUGUGUCCCUAAUUUCCACAGUACCUGUUUUAUUCCUCCUUGCCCUUCAAUAGGAAUUUGUGUGUCCAAGGAAAAUUCCACCAAAAGCUCCAUGGCUGGAUUGAUUCCAAACACAAAAUGUAGACCAAAUUCAGCAGAGUUGGGAAACAACUGUGCUACUGUUACUUUAGUGUUCAACCGGAGUAAAAUACUACAGGGACUGACAGUUGAAAGUUUGUGUACACAGAUACGAAGGUUACCCAAGCAGCUGAACCAUACACCAGUCCAUACAGUUUUUCUUCUUUGUGAUCAAGUAGAAGGUGUGCCAGAUAGCAUAGAAGUGGCAGUGUCUAGUAAUGGAGAUCCUUCCUUUGAAACCUACAAAUACGUUAGUAACAUUGCAAAAUGGCUGGCAGACAGAAUAGGCCGUAAACGAUCUAACAGUACAUCCUUAAGUGCCGUGAUGGAGGUGAAAGUAAAGACCUCUCUUCUUGCUUCCACUCAUGGACCUGGCUACUUGGUCCCAGUGCUGGUGUCCCUCUUAGCUUUACUGCUGCUAGCUUGUUUCAUUGGGGUCGGACUCUGGUAUUAUCGUAAUCAUUAUCGAAGAAAAGGAUCCUUGGUCCACCAUCGUCAGCCGUUACGACACUCAAUUAGCAGUAAAUUAGAGCAGAUUGAAGAAGAAGAAAAGUCUAAUAACCAGAAUGAAGAAAAUCUGCGACGAUACCACAAUCCUCUUCACACAAGUAAUGAUUUGAAGGAAAAGCUGAGCUCGCCAAAUCUGAGCGAUUCCACAGAGAUGACACAAGUAGACAACAUUAAUGACUCCUCCCACAUUCCUCAAAAAAUAUACAAACCCCAAUCUGUAGAAUCACAAAAAAACAUCACUCCCAUAAAUAUUACAGAAAAAGCCUUGGAGAAAGACAACAAUCUUAAAUCUCAUCAAAGAAGGCCAUCUGGAAAAGAAGUCAUAGUAUAGAAAUUGUUAGGGUUUUAAACCCCAUGAUCUUGUUAACUAUUGCUGCAUGCCAUGGAGAUGAUGUCUCCAAUGUGUGUCUUUAAUAUAACCAGUCAUUAUGUGAUGUUUGAAAAUAAUUUAUUUCUGGAAUAUACUCCUGGUUGACAAAAGAUCUCAAUGCUGUGUUCUACUUUAGUGGUUAUGGACCAACUGUUCAGACAAUAUUAGGAGAUAGCUAAGUUAAGAAGAUGACUGAAGUAAGAAUAAAAACUGACAUUUUAUAUUCAGCACCACAAAAGGUGUUUCAAAGUAGUCCUACAACUUCAUAAAGCCUUACAUGAGUGCACAUGUAAGUUUGAACAUCUCUAUGUAGCUGCAUUACAGAAAUAGCCAGUCAUUCCAAAUGAUUCACAACCAUUUUCUUCAUCUAUCUUCUAUUCAUGGUGCACACUGUUGCACAGUAAAGUCAUUGUCAUCUAAGUCUAAGCAACAAUAAAAACUGUUGCAACUUACAGAAGAGGAUAACCAUUAGCAGAGAGUGUGUAGAGUUUUAUGAGCUUAUAUAUAUGCUUAAAAUAAAAAAAACUGUUUUAUUGCUUAUGUUAAUGCUUAAAACGUUGUUUGAGGCAUCCAAAAGAGGAAAGCACAGAAGUUAAAACUGUAGAGGUUCAAGUGUGUAUAUAUGUAAAUACCAGGUGUUUUUUCUUGUAUAUUUGUUGAAUUAAGUUAUGAAAAAGGGCAGUAUUUAUAUAGGUACCAUAGUGGGAAUGUUCAGAACAUUAACACAGGUUAUGUUGUAUUUUGUUUGUUGCUUUUACUUGUAGUAUUUACUGCAGAAUUGGAUAUUUGAUUUCAGUAGAAAAGGUCAAAGGUUGUGAAGUGUUUUAUGUACUUAAACAAGCAUGCUUCAGUAACAUUACAGAAAAUUGGUCCAGCUUUCAAUUUACAUGUGUUAGUUAUAAAUAAAAAAGUUGAACCAAUGUUUUUAGUUUUGACUUAUCUAUUAUCUGCUUUACUGAGAUUGAUAUGAUAAAGAAUUUGUUGGAAGGUAAUUUUCCAUUUGCUAAACACACAACUUUUUUUCCAUUAUUGUUUAAAUUUGACACACAUUUAACCAUAUAAUUGUUGCAUACUUUAAUUAUACAGAUCACAUUUAUUUUAAUAAUUUGUGCUGAUGGUAUCAUUCAAUGAUGAUACCUCAAAAUGUAUUUACUUGGAAAUAAGGUACGUAGAAAACGAAAAUUUCCAAAAAAGUAUUUUUAGAAAAUUUGCUCAAAGUUUCCAUUCCUUAAUAAAAUUAUUUUUCUAAAAAAAAAAACGUAAAUUUUGAUAGGAAAUAUAAUGUGAUAGGUCUGGUUUAGCUAAUAAAAUGGUAGUAUAAUUUAUACUUGGGCCAAAAGAUGUGAAACCUGUUUUUAUUUUAUGGUCUUUGUUGUAUUCUUUCUAUCAAGUAUUAUACAUGUUCUUACUUCUUAUCACAGUGUAUAAAUGUGUCUAGAACCACAAAACUCACUCAGAUUUUUUUUUUUGAUAUCUUUAACCUAAUAUUGUUUGUAGUUUCUACAAAUGUUGACACAUUUUUUUUAUUUUUUUUUUCACUUAAUACAAAUGAUAAAUCAAUUUAAUUUGCCCAUGCAUUAUAAACAUUUUCUCUUAAGCCAUAAAUUCUAGAUGAAAUUAGUAGACAUUUGUUUCUGAUAUCCACUGAUUUUUUAUAUUUUUAUUUACUCUAACAUUUUGCUGCAUAGACUAGGUUGUUUAGGUUUGAGUAAGGUGUUCCGAGAAUAGCCUGGAGAUACGUUUCAUUAUUUGAAUCUUUUAUUUUUAGUAUCAGUAUGUUCUUUAUGUUUCAGCGGAAUGUUUCCAUUAUAAUCAAAGGUGUCAGUUUUGUCCUAGAGAGUACUUGAGAUACAGAAGUAAAAUGUUUACCCUCUCAUUUUUACUGGAGUAUUCAUCUAUAUUUUAUGGUUAUAAAUCUCAGUAGACAUAUUAGGGUGAGAAAUACUUGUUUUAUAUCUUUCUUCAAGAUUAAUCAUGCUUAGAUGAAAGUUGUGGUAGAUUUGUAUUAUUUUGUUCUGUGAAUAAAUUAGGUUUCAGAAUGGAAGUCAUAAAUGAAGUGAAAUAAUAAAAUAUAUGCAUGUCCGAGGUCUAAAUAUCUUUCAUUACGACUAUGAUUCUGUAACAAAGCUUUUAGCAUAAAAAUACAAAUCUAAUAAAAUGUUUUGAUAAUGAAUUAAAAAUUGUAAUAUUAGUAUAUUGUACAUUAUAAUAUGUGGUGCUUUUUCCAAUGUUGUGAAAAUUUACAAUGAAACACGUACCAAUUCUAACAUGACUGAGACACAGGUUUAAAAUUACAGUUAUUUCAUCUUGUCGGAUUUAUCAUACUUUAUAGGAAUUCUGUUGUUUGCACAAGGUUAUGAAUGUUUUUAUUCUGGCUAUUAUAUUAAUAAUUUUAAUUAGUUUUGUUUUGGU